Messenger RNA from Symbiodinium pilosum, 324 nucleotides. The record is from the annotation of a GenBank genome assembly. NCBI's taxonomy places the organism in Eukaryota, Dinophyceae, Suessiales, Symbiodiniaceae.
AUGAACAACACUGGCAUCAGCCACUUCGUUCUGGGGUUGAGGCCACCUCACGGCGCGUACCAGGUAGACAUCUACCUGUUGUACUGGAAUCGCAGCGAUCAUCUGAGCGAGCGGCAGAGAAGUGGAGUCCCACUAAAGAACAUCGGCUAUACGGCAGCGGCAGAGUGGGCUCGCGUAGGAAGAGGUGGGAGCAACCGGCAACCUCUAUUCCGUGAAUCAGCGGUAACACAUCGUCCUCAUCACUGGCAGGGUGCUGCGGCUGCAGCUGGCAUGACAGCGCUCAUAAGCACUGCGUUGCUUGCCAUCAUCUUAAGGCGACUGUGA